GAGGGGCGGAGCUUCUGGUCCCGUUCACAGAAAGUGCCACGACUCUGAAGCCUGACAGACCCACUCCGCUGAGACUUCCUGUGGGACCCUCUGAUCAGUCAUGGACGUCUCCGACCCCCAGACCCUCGGCUUCAUGGUCUUUGGAGGCUUCAUGAUCAUUUCGGCGGUGGGCAUCGCCCUCGUCUCCACACUCUCUAUGAAGGAGACGUCCUAUGAGGAGGCGCUCGCCAAACAGAGGCGCCACCUGGUCCAAAACCAGAACCAGCGAUCAGAGAAGAAGAAGAAGGACAAGAACCAGGAGAAGAAGAACAAAGGGAGGAAGAAGGAGGAGCGGCCUGAAGUCAAGCUCCCUGAACCCAGCGUGGAGGUCGACGAGGAGCCUGAGGUGGUCACUGUUACUGAACCAGAGUCUGACCCGGAGCCAGCUGCUGAGCCUGAUGCUGCACCUGAACUUGAACCGGUACCAGAACCUGAACCAGCACCUGAACCUGAGCCCGAAGCUGUGCCUGCUGUGGUAACCAUGGCCAUCGAGUCUCCUCCAGCACCGUCGCCAAAGGAGAAGAAGAAGAAGAAGUCAGCCAAGGCGGAGCCAGCUGCUGUGGUGGAAACAGUUGCAAAGGAGGUUCUGGUGAUGGCGAUGGCGCCGGUGGUGGAGGUUUCCCCGGUAAACGUGCCUGAAGUAACCAAAGAACCGCCUUCCAUCAAACCUGAGGAACCCAAAGGACCCAAAGAACCAAAAGAGACCAAAGAGACAACGAGCAAGAAGAAGAAGAAGAACAAACCUGAGCCAGUGGCAGACACUGCUGACUCCUCUGUGACACUCCCGUCCAGCGAGCUGCUGUCCGCCGUCUCCGCCAUGACGCUCAGUGAAGAUGAGACGCAGAAACUCCUGGAGGUCCUGAACCAGAAGGCCGGAGUCCGCCAGGAAUCAUGGCAGCUGGCGUGUCAGAAAGGAGACCCUUUGUCUGCUCUGAAGAAACAGCUGGAGGACAAAGAGAAGCUGCUGACCGCCGAGCAGGAGGACGCCACAGCCGCCAAGAACCGCCUCCGAGAGCUCAGCAAGCAACUCAACACAGAGAAAUCCAAGAUGGCGUCUCUGGAGGCGCGUCUGAAGGCGGAGCUUAGUGCUCAGGUUCAGGAAGUCGACGCUCUGAAGACCACGAUGGAGACUGCUGACCAUGAACAUCAGAAACAGACUGAGCAGCUGAACCAGAAGAUCCUGAGUCUGCAGGAACAACUGGAGAAUGGUCCAAACGCUCAGCUGGCCAGGCUGCAGCAGGAGAACUCUAUCCUCAGAGAUGCCCUGAACCAGGCCACCAGCCAGGCGGAGAGCAGGCAGAACGCGGAACUCGCCCGUCUCAGACAGGACUGCGUCCGACUGGGCCGUGAGCUGACCGAGCGCUCCAACGCCCUGCGAGCCGAUGAGGAGCUCAGGAAGAACCUGGAGGCCAAGAUGGCUACGGCCGAGCAAGAACUGUCCAAAGUUCAGCUGGUCCACGCAGACACGGAGCGCACUCUGCAGCAGCAGCUGGAGGAAGUGUGUUCCCAGCUGAAGGUUUCACAGCAGGAGGCUGCAGCUGUUAGCGAGCUCCAGGGGGCGCUGGCGUCCAAAGAAAGUGAGUUGCAGGAGCUGAAGGUCCAGCUGGAGAGCCAGGCGGUCAUCCAGGUCGCUGAAUCGUCUGAAGUUGAGCAGCUGAAGAUCAGCGUGCAGCAAAAAGACGAACAGGUGGUCACUCUGGAGGCGGAGCUUACUCAGCUGAGGGAGGAGCUACAGCUGCUUAGAUCAUCACUAUCAGAGAGUGCAAAGGAAGACGGCGGCGAAGGCGAGGCAGCAGAUCAGACACAGAAAGAGGGAUCAGGAAGUGAGACUGAAUCGGAUCAGCCCUUUGAAAAUUUGGAGGAGGAGUCUCAGCUGCUUCGCCUGGAGGAAGAGUUGCAGCAGGCUCGUAACCAUGGCAACGAGCUAGAGGAGAAGAUGGCGGCAUCAGCAGCAGCGCUUUCAGAGGCAGAGCGUCUGAGGGAGCAGAGGGAGGUGGAGCUUAAAGCCGAGCUGGCUGAGGUUCAGUCCAGGUGUGCGUCCCUGCAUUCAGACUUCCAGGUGUCCCUGCAGGCUCUGUUUCCUGGCGUUCCCAUGGAGACAGAGCAGGAGAACUGGAUGGAAGUUUUCACUCAGAAAGUUCAGGAGGGUAAAAGUGACACAGAGAGGUCUCACUCUGAGCUGCAGGCGAGGGUGGAGGAGGCGGAGCAGAAACAGGCUGAUCUGGAGGCGGAGUUUGAUCAGAAGACGAAGCUGCUGCAGGACACGGAGGCGGAGCUUCAGGCUCUGCAGCGACGCUUUGAAGAAGAAGAAAACGAGUGGAAGAAGAAACUGACUGAGGCUGAGCAGCAGAACCAAUCAGUUGUUGAUCAGCUGAAGUUGCUGCAGGAAGAAAUUCAGAUGAAGACAGAGACGGACGACACGCAGCAGCUGAGGGAACAGUUGAUGCUGUUGGAGGCUCAGCUGGAGAAACAGCUGGAGGAGGCGAGCGUCACGCAGAGCUGCAGCGAGGAGCUCGCUCAGAUGCAGUCUCAGGUGCAGCAGAUGUGCGUGCGUCUGCAGGCCGAGGAGCAGCAGCGUCAGCAGCUUCUCUCUGAGCUCGAGCAGGCUCGACAGGAAGUGAAGGAGCUGCAGGAAGGGGCAGGGCAAACAUCUGAGGCUCCACCUAAGGAAAAGGAGGAAGAGGAGGUGAAGAAGGAGGAAGAGGAGGUGAAAAAGGAGGAGGAGGAGGUGGAGGUGAAGGAGGAGACACCGGUGUGAAAACCGCUUUGCUGACUGUAAGCGUGGUUACCGUGGUAACCUGGGUUGUCACAAUUACAGAAUUUUUUUAUUUUUUGUUUUUAUUGUAAUAAAAAUAAAAAAAUGUUACUUCCUGUUUGAAACCACAGAAAAAUAAAAGACUUGAUCUCAGACUUUGGAAAUUUCGACAUUCCCAAACGCCCCGUGAGGUCGGGGUUCUGAAGCUCCAGCUGCUGUGUCUGCUCGGGAUGAAUUAUGACUGAAACUGUGCAGUUUUCUUUUUAGUCUGAUUAGCUCCGUUAAUGAUUGUACUGAUUAUUUUAAAAUGUGGUUUUGAAAUUCAGACGACCCUACCGUGGUAACAGUUUUAUAAAACUCACGACGAAGAGGGACCAAAGAUAAUUUUUUUAACAGUAUUAUAAUUAUUUACUGUCACUUCAGGACAAAUAAACAUUUGAAGUCUCA
Cheilinus undulatus (humphead wrasse) is the source of this 3241-nucleotide messenger RNA. It is a transcript of the gene rrbp1b, whose product is annotated as ribosome binding protein 1b. The transcript is spliced from 24 exons. Gene Ontology annotation, cellular component: endoplasmic reticulum membrane. The record is from RefSeq and is a predicted model, not a curated record. Gene Ontology annotation, biological process: protein transport. NCBI's taxonomy places the organism in Eukaryota, Metazoa, Chordata, Actinopteri, Labriformes, Labridae. The coding region runs from base 101 to 2797 and encodes 898 amino acids.